AUGCAAGGGAGGAGAGUGGUGCAGGAUCCAUUGCCAGUAUCCAUCCCACAUACAGAGUCCCUGAUGCACGUGGACUGUGGAGGGGAACUGAACUCUGAGAUCCCCACACUCAGCUUCCAGCGAGCUAGUGAGGCACCCUGCUGUACCUCCUGGUUCGCGAUCACUCUGUGGCUCUCCAGUGGGAUCACCAUCACUCUGCUGCUUAGAGGACCCCACUGUGGCAGUUGGGACAAGAAGAGGAUUCCUAUGAGUAAGGAGGGAAUGUUGCUGGCUAUCAGGUGGCCAAAAAUCCGUGUGGUUGUGGUAUCACUUAGACUACAAGAAGUGAGCAUGGGAGAUGAGGUGUACAGCAGUUUGGUGUCCACCCUGCUGCACCAGGCCCAGCACAUCAUCCAGCUGCAUAUGGCCAGGGAGGAAUGGAAGUGCCUGGGAGCAACAGGAGUCCCAUGUCCCCAGGCACUGAAAUUUUGCCCUGCACCCUAUCCCAUCGCUCCCAACAUUCAACUGUCAGAGGCAGCUCACCUUCUUUCCCUUGUGCACAGACUUUUGCACUCGGCUAUCAAUAGAUCAAUUCCCUGUUUAUCUCCUCCAGAGCCUCCAAGAGUUCAUGUCAUUCCAGCAGUGCUGUCAUUUGAGAGAUAUGUAAUGACUAUUCUGAUCUGCAACAAUGCAAAAAUUCAUCUCUCAAAUGCAUGUUUCUCCAGCCACUGGCAAAGCUGAGAUGGCACCUACAGCGUCACCUCCUACCAUAGCAUCAGCUCAGCCCCAGUACAGACACCAGCCACCUACAGCUGCCUUGUUUCACACUUGGCCCUGGCAGAGCCCAUCUCUGUGAGUGCUCAUCUUAAGGCACCAGGUAGGUGUCAGGGGAAAAGGGGCAAGUUCUUCAUCCUGCCUAGACCUCCUCACAUCUCAUCUAUACACCAGAGGGAUCAAAACCUCUGA
Chiroxiphia lanceolata (lance-tailed manakin) is the source of this 945-nucleotide messenger RNA. RefSeq lists its product as uncharacterized. Lineage: Eukaryota; Metazoa; Chordata; Aves; Passeriformes; Pipridae. The record is from RefSeq and is a predicted model, not a curated record.